AUGCGGGAUUUUUCGUCGGUGCUUGCGGCGUGGGAGGAUGCGCGCCUCGGCGCGCUUCAAGCACUGCUCGCGUCUGAGACACAGCAUGUGUCCGAUGCGCAGAGGGAUGCACUGGCAUCGCGCAAAGCGCUUGCAGAGCGCACGCGUGAAUUUAAACGCGAACCGCCCGAAACACAGCGCGAGUCUAUACGCGGCCUUUUAAAGGCGUAUCAAACCGAGAUUGACGCGCUGACUACGCGCGCGAAGCAUGCAGAAGCAGUGCUCGCUAAUACUUCCGGCCGGAUCGGGCAAAUGCCUGAUCCGUACCCGGUUUUUGAGGCGCUUGUAGAGCGCACAGCGAAUGCACAGGAUUGCGUACAGUUGCGUGCAGCGCUCGAAACAUCAGAUGCGAACUGUGCCACAUUGCAAAAGCGCAUCAUGGAUGCAGAGAUGCGGAUCAGCGAGCUCGCUCAGCGCGACGCAGAAUCAGCUGCAGAGACUGCCCGGAAAGUCGAGGAGGCGCGCGCAGAAGCCGACCAGCGCUGGGAGGAGCACCACGCGAGCUUGCAACGUGAGUUGACUGCCGCUCAGGCACAUGUGCGCGAGUUGCGUACGAACCACGAGCAAUUCACUGCACAGUCGCUCACCUUGGGCGACACACACACUGCACAAGCCGAUACGCUUGUCGCCGAUCUACAACGCGCAAACGAGCGCGUUGCGCAAGCCGAGCGGCGCAAUACAAUGCAGCGAGCCGAGGCAGAGCAGGCACGCAUAGAAGCGAGCACAAUGCACCGCGAGCAGCUGGCUGCGCUGCGGGAGCGUAUUGCAGACGAGGAGCAGGCGCAAACACAGCUGCGUGCAUCGAAUGAGCAUCUCCAAGCAAAAGCGUCCGUCGCAGCGAGUGAUGCUCAGCGAGAAGUGGAGCGACAGUAUGCGCAGGCACUCGAAGACGUCGCCUCGCUGCGCACCCAGCUCGCACAGCGCGCCGACUAUGACGAAAUCAAGCAUGAGCUCGAUGUGUUGCGCGUGGUCGAAUUUGGAGACGCGACAGAUACCACAGCAACCGAAGCUUCGCUCGAAACGCAUCUCGUGCAAAAGAACCGCAAGUUGCAGGACGAACUUGCGACGUUGAGGGCUACGCUUGCCGAACAAGGCCAGCGUGCGACCCAGGCAGACAUGCAAUUUACCGCGCAGCGUACACGCAUCGAGGAGCUCGAAGCUCUUUCUACGCGCCUUGAGACAGACUUGCUGGGCGUCUCGGACAAAAAACCAGAAGCAGAGCCGGCGCAGACCAUCUCAGGAAUUUUGCCGAUCGUAACGAGCCAGCGCGAUCGAUUCCGCACCAGGAACACGGAGCUUGAGUCAGAGCUUCGCGGCCAGCUGCAAACGCUCGCAGAGCUGCGUACCGAGGCCAAACGACUGCAAACGGACAAUCUCGGGCUGUACGAAAAAGUGCGCUAUCUUGAGGGAUUCGGGCGCCGCGCAAACGGCGAUAUGCCAUAUGUGACGGCGCAGCGCGAUGCCGGGCUGGAAGAUUUAUACCGCAACCAGUACGAGCAGUCGAUCCAUCCGUUUGUGGCGUUCCGUGGUCGGGAGCAGUCGCGCGCGAUUGCAAGUCUUGGGCCUGUGGACCGUUUGUUGCACAUUUUUACGAGCGCUGUGCUUGGACACGCGCAGCUACGGCUCGUUUUUGUAGGUUAUGCCGUUCUAUUGCACCUGCUCGUCUUUGGGAUGUUGUGGGAUGCGGGCCAUCGUUCUUCUGUGUAA
This is a messenger RNA of Malassezia vespertilionis, 1746 nucleotides long. RefSeq lists its product as uncharacterized. Gene Ontology annotation, biological process: intra-Golgi vesicle-mediated transport. The coding region runs from base 1 to 1746 and encodes 581 amino acids. The transcript has 2 exons. The record is from RefSeq and is a predicted model, not a curated record. Lineage: Eukaryota; Fungi; Basidiomycota; Malasseziomycetes; Malasseziales; Malasseziaceae. Gene Ontology annotation, cellular component: Golgi membrane.